ACUUGAUCAGUUACUUACGUGUCAGCAACAUUGUUUUUAUUUGUGUUUAUUAAAUUUAGUAGCUGUUGAAUUAAACACAAAUGGUGGACGAUAGCACUAGAAAGACGCUUAGCAGCAUACCUCUGCUGCAAAUGCGAGCCGGACCACGCGAGAAGGAUGUGUGGGUACAACGACUAAAGGAAGAAUAUCAAGCACUCAUUAAGUAUGUAGAGAACAACAAGGCAUCUGGAAGCGACUGGUUUCGAUUGGAGUCUAACAAGGAGGGCACCAAGUGGUUUGGCAAAUGCUGGUACAUGCAUAAUCUUCUUAAAUAUGAAUUCGAUGUGGAGUUCGACAUUCCAGUGACAUACCCAACGACAGCACCAGAGAUAGCGCUACCCGAACUGGAUGGCAAAACGGCCAAGAUGUAUCGCGGUGGCAAGAUCUGUUUAACAGAUCAUUUUAAGCCAUUGUGGGCGCGAAAUGUGCCCAAGUUUGGCAUAGCGCAUGCCAUGGCGCUCGGACUGGCACCCUGGCUGGCUGUAGAGGUGCCCGAUCUUAUAGAGAAAGGCAUUAUAACAUACAAGGAUAAUUGUUGAGUAGCUAAAUUGAACAAAUUGAAAUAAAUUUUUAUAUAAAAUGCAA
Drosophila busckii is the source of this 624-nucleotide messenger RNA. It is a transcript of the gene Ufc1, whose product is annotated as ubiquitin-fold modifier-conjugating enzyme 1. Lineage: Eukaryota; Metazoa; Arthropoda; Insecta; Diptera; Drosophilidae. Bases 81 to 578 code for a protein of 165 amino acids. The transcript is spliced from 2 exons. Gene Ontology annotation, biological process: protein K69-linked ufmylation. The record is from RefSeq and is a predicted model, not a curated record. Gene Ontology annotation, molecular function: UFM1 conjugating enzyme activity. Gene Ontology annotation, cellular component: cytoplasm.